CAAUCAACAAUUCGUCGUCCUCGUUCAGCUAUCAUAAUCAUAUCAUGGUUUUUAAGCGGUCUGUUUCUAUUGCCGUCAGCAGAAGGAAAGCUAUCGAGAAACUGUGGCAUCAAUGUCACCUGGAGAGUGUCAAAAAAGUCAUUUUCUCGUUCGAUCCAUUUAGGCCAAACGUAAAAUCAUGCAGAGAUGUGCUAAGUUUCGUAGGAUCAUCAAGGGUGCAAGAGACCAAUGACAAAUGUCGUGUCCAGCUACAAGUUAAGAGUGAUCGUUCUGAACCGUCCGUUGAUCUGAGCUUUGAAAACGGCUCUCGCUGCGUGAUCAAGACGGAGAACUUCACUACUGUUAACCUCAUGGAAAUAUUAAAUAGGGUUAUUGCACAAAACACCUUAGAGAAGCCUAAUUCACUAGAAACAGCAAGCAAGUAGCGUAAUUAAAGCAGCGUUCACAGACCUUAUGAUCAGUAAAAGGAAUUACUUGUUGGGAUUUCUGUAACCCUAAUGUCAUACUGAAUAUAGUGAUGAAUAUCAUGUCAUGUGACAAAACACACAGGUUUGGAAGUCGGUGACUGCUCAUGCGAUAUGUUAAAAACUAGUUGGCUCUUUGUACUGUAUACACCUGCAUGUAUUCAAACAGCUAAUAGGUAACCGUAUACAAGCAUUAAUUAUGAGCUGUGAAUUACAGAGGGACAUUGAUAUGGUCAUGUAACAUAUUGGUAUGCCCUAUGGACACUGCAGCACCAUGAAGAAUUCAGAUGUUUGACAAUGUGAAUUGAAACUUUGUAUUUUAAACGUGUAUUCUACAUUGUCAACAGUGUAAUACAUUUGUAAAUAUGCAGUAUGUAGCAGAUUUCUGAAUACAGUUUCUUGAAUUACAUGA
Messenger RNA from Priapulus caudatus, 876 nucleotides. RefSeq names its product 39S ribosomal protein L53, mitochondrial-like. Gene Ontology annotation, cellular component: mitochondrial large ribosomal subunit. The transcript is spliced from 3 exons. The record is from RefSeq and is a predicted model, not a curated record. The coding region runs from base 45 to 425 and encodes 126 amino acids. NCBI's taxonomy places the organism in Eukaryota, Metazoa, Priapulida, Priapulimorpha, Priapulimorphida, Priapulidae.